Messenger RNA from Hemisphaericaspora subhashii, 1560 nucleotides. RefSeq names its product MFS transporter. Gene Ontology annotation, molecular function: transmembrane transporter activity. The record is from RefSeq and is a predicted model, not a curated record. NCBI's taxonomy places the organism in Eukaryota, Fungi, Ascomycota, Pichiomycetes, Serinales, Debaryomycetaceae. Gene Ontology annotation, biological process: transmembrane transport. The transcript has a single exon. Bases 1 to 1560 code for a protein of 519 amino acids.
AUGUCUGAAGAAGAAAUAAGUUCAAUAAAAUCGAAAGAGUCGCUAGAAUUAAUUAACGAUGUCGAUCAACUAAAAAACGAAGAAGAAGUCGUGGUUCAAGUACCAGUUGAUCCUUACUUAGUCACAUUCUAUCCUGAUCACGACUCCAUUGACGAUAAAGAAGAUGCCUCAAGAUUAUCACGGUUUCAUAAAUGGACAAUUGUUUCAAUUAUAUCGUUUGGUUCAUUAUGUGUCACUUGUAUCUCGUCAAGUUGGUCUUUGGCUACCCCAAAUAUAAUGUCCCAUUUUGGUGUUAGUCAAGAAGUAAGUACUUUGGGUAUUUCCUUAUAUAUAUGGGGAUUAGGUAUUGGAGCCAUUUUCUUGAGUCCAAUAAGUGAAUUUCAUGGAAGAAGAAUGGUUUAUAUAUUGGGAUUAGCCUUAACUAUUGCAUUUGAAAUCUUGACCGCAUUUUGUGAUAAUAUAGGUGGAAUGUUAUUUGGAAGAUUUAUGAGUGGGUUCUUUGGAUCGAGUUUUUUAGGUGUUGCUUCUGGAUCAUUUUCUGAUUUAUUCAAAGCAAAUGCUCAUGAUAAGGGGAAGAAAGAUGCCAAUAAAGAAUUGGCAUUGUCGUUGGUGUUGUAUUCAGUAUCACCAUUUGCUGGUCCCGGGAUUGGACCUUUGAUUUCUGGGUUUGUCAAUAGUAAUAUGAAUUUCAGGUGGACAUUUAUUAUUAUGUUACUUUGGUCAGUGUUAUUAUUGGUAUUGGUUGUAUUUUUCGUGCCAGAAACAUAUGAACCUAUAAAUCUAAAGAGAAAAGCUAAGCGAUUAAGAAAAGAAACUGGGGAUGAUAAAUACUACGCUCCCGUUGAAAGGGUAAAUACUACAUUAUAUGAAAGUGUACUUACAUCAUCUAGACGUCCACUUUUAUUGAUGUUUAGAGAUAAUAUGACAUUCAUAUUAUGUUUCUAUACUGGAUUUACAUUAGCAGUUGUUUAUUUAUUCUUUGUUGCAUUCCCAUACAUCUUCAGCACAGUUUAUGGAUUCUCAUUAAGUCAACAAGGUAUGUCAUUUUUUGGAUUAGUCAUCGGAAUGGUUCUUACAUCAUUAAUUUCACCCUAUUAUAUUGACAAAUUAUACAUGAGGUUGCUUCGCAAAAACAACGGAGUCCCCAAACCUGAAUUCAGAUUCACAUCACUCAUGAUUGGAGUGUUCAUUGUCCCAGUUGGUCUCUUUAUGAUCGCAUGGACAGCAUAUCCCUCCAUUCACUGGAUUGUCCCCAUGAUCGGGUCAGGGAUCUAUGGAUGUGGGACAAUUUUGGUAUUUAAUGGAAUUUUUGCUUAUACAGUUGAAGCAUAUCGUUUAUACGCUGCCCUGGCAAUCGCUACCAAUUCAUUUGUGAGAUCAAUUAUGUCGGGGAUAUUUCCAUUGUUUGGGAUGCAGAUGUAUGAGAAGAUGGGUAUACAUUGGGCAACUAGUUUAUUGGCAUUUUUUGCUAUUGUUUUGAUACCUAUUCCAUUCUUGUUUUUUAAGUAUGGUGAAUAUUUGAGGAGUAGAAGUUCUUAUGCUUGGAGUGUUGAUAUGUGA